AUCGUCGCCGCUGCCACCGUCUUUGCUGCUGUCGGACGCGUGCAGUGAUGUUUACCGUCGUCUCGUUCACCUCAUCCUGCAACUCGGUACCACUAAUGCAGGUCAUCGUUAUGAUCGUCCGUCAUUGAGCUUCUGUUCCCGUGCACUCGCGCUGGAUGCCGUUUCCAACACUAUACUACGCGGGGUCGAUAUUUAUAUCUCUUGUGGUUCAUGGCUCUUCAUUUGUUAUCCUCACACGAGCUAUGGUUUCGCGGAUUCCCGUUGGGGUUGUGGUUUUUUUUUGGCAAGGAUUCAGGGCUGAUGCGAAGCUUGGAACUUUAGAUUUCGAGUUUCUAUCAGCCUCACAGCCUUCAUUCUGUCUUUGCUGGACCCCUCAAAACACUACACCACUUAAAGUCCUCCGGAACAUUCGUUCAUCUUUCCCUCCAGUUUCGGUUGAAUCAAUUUUCUACCACUGACACCGCCACCACCACCAUCUAUCCUUCACCACUUUGCUUCUACGUCGGAUAAGUAAGCUAUAAUUCCCUUCAGCAGCACUUUUCCCCUUUCCCCUCUCCCCCACGCUUGAA
This is a messenger RNA of Tricharina praecox, 569 nucleotides long. RefSeq lists its product as uncharacterized. Bases 156 to 458 code for a protein of 100 amino acids. The transcript has a single exon. Lineage: Eukaryota; Fungi; Ascomycota; Pezizomycetes; Pezizales; Pyronemataceae. The record is from RefSeq and is a predicted model, not a curated record.